Purpureocillium lilacinum is the source of this 1347-nucleotide messenger RNA. RefSeq lists its product as uncharacterized. The record is from RefSeq and is a predicted model, not a curated record. Gene Ontology annotation, molecular function: (S)-2-hydroxyglutarate dehydrogenase activity. NCBI's taxonomy places the organism in Eukaryota, Fungi, Ascomycota, Sordariomycetes, Hypocreales, Ophiocordycipitaceae.
AUGAUGCUUGCCCGAAGGACCGUCACUGCGCUCCCCCUGCGGACGGGCCCUGCGUGCUCGCGGAGCUCCCAGAGGCUUCAGUUCAGCUCGACGACGGCAGCGAGGGCUGACUUUACACACGUGGUCAUCGGCGGCGGCGUCGUCGGGCUCGCCAUCGCGCGACAGCUCGCCCUCCGCAACGGCGCGGCGGCCUCAUCGUCGUCGUCUACCUCGACGACGCUGCUGCUGGAGCGGCACGGCGGCGUAGGCACGGAGACGAGCUCGCGCAACAGCGAAGUCAUCCACGCGGGCAUCUACUACGGGGCCUCGAGCCUCAAGGCGCGGCUGUGCGUGCGCGGCAAGCAGCUGCUGUACGGGUUCUGCGCGGCGCACGGCGUCGGCCACCGCCGCACGGGCAAGUGGAUCGUCGCGCAGACGCGCGCGCAGCGCGAGGCCCUGGAGCGCAUCGAGCGCCUCUGCAGCGGGGAGCUGGGCGUGCCGGUGCGCUGGGUGGGCGACGAGGAGGUGCGUCGCGCGGGGGAGGGCGUGCGCGCCGAGGAGGGGGCGCUGGAGAGCCCGACCACGGGGAUUGUCGAUGCGCACGGGCUGAUGGUUGCGCUGCAGGGGCUGUUUGAAGAUGCGGGCGGCGUGGUGGCGCUCAACUCGCCCGUCACGGCGAUCACGCCGCUGGGCGGUGGCGGUGGUGGUGGUGGUGGUGAUGGCGAUGCGUCCUCGUCGUCGUCGCCGUCGCCAAAGGGCAGCGCCGGGUGGGAGCUCGCCGUGCGGGACGCCGCCACGGGGGAGACCUCGACCAUCACGGCCGAGACCAUCAUCAACGCCGCGGGCCUCGGCGCCGCGGACGUGCACAACAUGAUCGUGCCCCCCGAGCGACGCACGCGCCUGCACUACGCCAAGGGCAACUACUUCUCGUACGCGGCGCCGCUCCCCCGCGUCUCGCGCCUCAUCUACCCCGCCCCGGAGCCCGGCGCCGGCGGCCUGGGCACGCACCUGACGCUCGACCUGGGGGGCCGCAUGCGCUUCGGCCCAGACGUCGAGUGGGUCGAGUCGCCCGAAGACCUGGCCGUCAACGGCGCGCGCAUGGCCGACGCCGUCGCCGAGAUCCAAAAGUACCUGCCGGGGGUGGACGCGUCGUGCCUGGCCCCCGACUAUGCGGGCAUCCGGCCGAAGCUGAGCCCCGGCGGCGCCGUCGGCACGGGCAAGGGGUUCAACGACUUCAUCAUACGCAUGGAGGACGGCUACGCCGGGUGGGUGAACCUGCUUGGCAUCGAGAGCCCCGGCCUGACGAGCAGCCUGGCCAUCGGCGAGGAGGUCGAGAGGUUGCUGUACGGGAGCGUCACGCCGUCAUGA